UCCUUGACACGACGCCGUCGCCGCUCGUCUCUGAUAUUGGGACUCCUUUCGUAAUCGGAGGCUCAAAGCCUUCCCGAUCAUCUCCAACGUCGAACGCAGUGCAGUGGGUGCCCAGAAGGAAGAUUCUCGCCGGAGAUUUCAAUUGUAUCACCAUUCAUUUUUUCCAUUGCAAGGCCAAAGGUAAUGGGUGAUGAGAAUCUGUUUGACAAGCCUCUGGAUGAGAAGGUUUCGUUGGAUGUGACUUGUGGUAAGGAGGAGGAGAUUGUGGAAGAGCUAAAGAUUUGUUUACCCAAAUGGGUUACUCAAGAACAAGUAACAGAUAUGAUUAGAGGGACAUGGAGGAACAUAGUCGAGAUAGUUGAUGAUUUUUAUGAGCACGAGACUAAAUUCUAUGAGCAAGUCUCUUCUGCUGUUAUAUCUUUCACUUCUGGAGAUGGGGUCAGUUCGUGUAACCACGAAGCAUUUGUUUCGAAACUGGAGUUUAUCCAUUGUGAAAACGAGCGGAGUGAAAGUUGUCAGCCAUCGCAGUUUCACAAGCUUAAGAGUAUGAGUAGUUCUCAGAAGAGCUGCAUAUCUCCUGUGAAAAGGAACAGGAAGGUAAAAGGUAAACCUAAGAAGAAAGGAAAAGCUUCUUCUAAGGUAGAAUCUUUAGGACCAAAGCAAGCUUCUAUAACUAAAUUCUUCAACAAAGUUCCUUCAGAUGAAACCAAGGCUUAAGUUGAGAGGCUAAAGAAGCGGUUUGUCUGGAUAUUUUGAAGUAAUAUGGUCAGCUGUUUCAGCAAAAUAUGAUAGAGGGAUGAACUGUUGCUUGAUGUCAACGGACAAUGCCUCAUUGAUACUGCAGCGAAGCGCGAAUGUUGGAAGAUUAGGAUUCACUUGCUCAAUUUCAGAAAGGCAAGCUAACUAUGAAUCUUCGAAUUACAACUGUCUCAUCUUCACAGCAACUUAGAUCUUGCGCCAGCUUUUUUGCAAUGUAAGAAGCUCAAUGUUUUUGUCUACGUUGGUCUCAUUUAGAGUUUAAUCAGUAGAAGCAGACAUUGUCAUUUAUCAGUUAUUGACUCGGUGUUAAUUCUAAAGAGCGUUGCGUUUUUGUUUGAACGUUAUCUGGUUUCUACUUCUCAUUUUCAAAUCUUAUUCUCUGGUAAGGAGCGUCUGUUGCUUCACUAUAUCCAGUGUUUGAUUGAACAGCUUGUACCAAAACUCAUUUAGCAUUGAAGAUGGAAGAGAGAACAAAACAGAACAGAACAGAAGAAUUUUGUCUUCUU
Molecule: messenger RNA, 1265 nt
Organism: Camelina sativa (false flax)
Lineage: Eukaryota; Viridiplantae; Streptophyta; Magnoliopsida; Brassicales; Brassicaceae
Product: DNA ligase 6-like
Source: RefSeq, a predicted model, not a curated record